AUGGCAGACGCCCAGCAAUCGUCCACCUCUGGCGUGCGCCGCAGUACUCGAACACGCGUUGCCACUGCACAAAAGUCUAAACCCGAGGAACUAGCGGAUGUCGAGUCAUCAGAGCUCAGCGAGCUGAGUGACGAGGAAAGCUCGGAUUUCGACGAACCUGCUCACCCUGCCAAACGUGCAAAGCUUGCGGUUGAAGUGUCGCCCAAAAAGCGCGUCGUUCUGGCGCGUCGCAAGAAGAACCUCAGUCUCCUUCCUACAGUGCCGUUUGAUGUUCUAAUGGAGGUGUUGGCACGGCUGAGAGUAGCGGACAUCAUCGCCCUGUCACGCACUUCGAAGGAAUUCAGGGGGCUUCUCCUGUCGAAGAGGUCGCUUUCAGUGUGGAAGGCAGCGUUGGACGCCGAGGGGUGUUUGGAAUGCCCAGCAGACCUUUCGGAGCCUGCGUAUGCUGUUCUGCUGUUCGGCGGAACAACUUGCUACAACUGCGGAACGAAAGGCAUCCAGCGCAUUGAUUUUGGUCUCAGACGACGUCUCUGCAUGCGAUGCAUGAAAGUCAAGCUCGUUUCCGAGAAGAGGUUUGAUAAGUUGUUCCCAGGCUCUGACCCCAUGCUCUUGGAGCUAAUCCCCUACACGCAUAUCGGUGGCUACUCUCACGGACACAGCCGCUUCUUCUACCGUGACGACAUAGUCAAGACACAAAACACCAUCAGGGCACUGCAACAUGCAGAAGACCCCAAGACCGCCACCAACUCGUUUUUCAAAGUGCAGAGAGACAGAACGUGGACCAUCAUUUCGACCCUUCGUGAAUAUGAAACUUGGGCUGAGAAUGCGGCUGUCCGGAAGGUCGUCGAGUCAAAGUCUCGCGUUGCGCAGAGAUGGGAAGAUAUCCAACAGCGAUUCCGCAAUCUCGGAUACAUCAACAAAGAUAUUGCGGCUAUCAAGUCCCAUCCGAGUGUCAAGAGCGACACGCCCCUGACGAAUCAAGGAUGGGGACGUGUUCGACCGCGGCUCGAGGCCCUCGUCCUUGAGGCCAAGAAAGCGCGGAUCGAGAAAUCUCGGGGCGACUCACUGUCGGAUGCGUACACCAAGUACAUGCGCACGCUGCGCCCCACGCAGUGGGCCGCGCUCCCGAGAACACGGGAACUCCGCACGCUUCCAGCAGUGCAGAGCCUCUUGCAGCGGGAUAUCGACUCUGACGUCCCAGCAGACGAGUUCUUUGAUGUUUUCAACGACGGUGCUACGAUCCAGACGUGGCUUGAGGGCCGACAGCACGUGCUCGAGUCUGUGAUCAAGUCAAGCUUAUCGUCGACUGUUCCCGCCAAUUCAUUAUCCUCGACAUCAGUGGAGCAUGUUCUCGUCUGCACUGCACCUGGUUGCGAUCGGCGCUGGGGCUCUGGAAACCGGAUAUCCAUCUCGCUCGCAGACGCCCUCACCCACCGCUGCGAGUCUUUUGCGCGUAGUACUAACAAACCCGAUAUUUUUGAAUUCGCGUACUCGCCCCGCGCGGCGGCUGCGGUGAAGCAUAUUCUGUCUCUUCUCAAGGUCUCCCCGACGACGACGUCGGCGAUGGAGCUGGAUAGAAUCGACAGCCUCUUCGUCUGCUGUAAGUGCGCCCCCAGAGUGCGCGUCAAGGACGGCAAGCGGCUCGCUAGCUUCGAAGUGUUCACAUGGCGUGAGGCAGUGUUACAUUACUACAAGGAUUGCAUAGCGGAUAUUCGUUCUGAUAUCACCGACCCCCAGUUUACGCGCACGUCCCUGCUCGACCCGAAUCUGCAAGGCGACGACUCGGCUGCUACCUGCAGGAAAAUCUGGUCCUGUCUGCAUUGCGCGAUCCACCUCCUCAGCUGGGUCAAUCGGCACGAAGUCAUCGCACACGUUAAAUCCGCACAUCCGAUUACCAAUCCCGCGGAACAUGUCGACUUCUUUGCUGAUCCGCUUGCGGGGGAGCGCCCUGCGUCACAAUGGCGACUCUGCAUCCCCGAAGGGACGGAACCGACCCCUGCGCUCAGAGGUCUCGUCGUAGCCGUGAAUCAAGCCGCUGCACCCGCUGCUCGUCCAGAUCCCAAACAGCUGUUUCGCUGCAAACUUUGCAGCCCCUCGUCAACUCGUCGAUUCAUCCUGGAUGGCGUCCAGAGCCACAUCAACGCCGUUCACAAGAUCCCGCAGCGCGUUCAGCGCCCGAACGAACACUUCGAGCAAGCGUAG
Molecule: messenger RNA, 2202 nt
Organism: Pleurotus ostreatus (oyster mushroom)
Lineage: Eukaryota; Fungi; Basidiomycota; Agaricomycetes; Agaricales; Pleurotaceae
Exons: 13
Coding region: 1-2202 (733 amino acids)
Molecular function (GO): protein binding
Source: RefSeq, a predicted model, not a curated record